Molecule: messenger RNA, 3039 nt
Organism: Ylistrum balloti
Lineage: Eukaryota; Metazoa; Mollusca; Bivalvia; Pectinida; Pectinidae
Product: putative mediator of RNA polymerase II transcription subunit 26
Exons: 16
Coding region: 1-3009 (1002 amino acids)
Biological process (GO): homologous chromosome pairing at meiosis; meiotic DNA double-strand break processing involved in reciprocal meiotic recombination; oogenesis
Cellular component (GO): central element
Source: RefSeq, a predicted model, not a curated record
AUGGAUCAUUAUCUGCAAUAUUCGGAUGGUGAUGAUUUAGACAAACUUAUUAAAAAAGUCGAAUUUGAAAACCAGACUUUUGUUCGACUGAUACACAAAGAAUGCCAGCACAUAGAAGCACUAGAAAAAGAAAUAGGGGAAGGAAAAACAGUGUUAGCAGAUCUACAAGAAAAGAUAUCCCAGCUGGAUGAUGACACCAGCCAAGGUCAACGGCAGUACACAUACAAUCGUGAAAACUGUGAAAGUUUGAAGAAGACCCUGGUUGUGUUGAAAGAACAUGAUGAAGCGUUAGACAGACAGUUAACAGCUUUAGAAGAAUCAGCUCAACAUGAAAGGAAUGGACAUAAAGAAAUCCUGCAACACUACAAUGAUGUUUGGGAAGAUUACCAAGGCAAAUACAAGAUGUUUCCACUGGCACAAUCUCUGGAGGAAAAGAAAAGUAGUGUUUCCUCAUUGGAAAAACAGCUCCAAGAAAUGGAAACCCAAAUAAAACAACUGCAUGUCCAAAUUCAUGAAAUCAAAGAAUCAACAGAUGAUGAACUCAAAGACCUGAACAAGUUUGUUAUUAAUUUAGCAGCUGUAAAGCUAUCAACUGAAUCAAUGUCAUGUAAAAUCAGACAGACAGUGGAAGUUAGGAGGCAGAUACAGGAAAAGAUCAGAAAGAAAAAGGAAUCAAGGCAAAAAACAGAAGAACAAAUAAUAAAGAGUGUAAGGGAGGACACAAACACUUCUGAACCUAGCAUGAAAGAGUCAUUUGCUCAAGAUCAAGUUCAGCUACCUGCUAGUCAAAACUGUGUUGAUCCCCAUGCAAAUUUGGGUCAUGAUAAGCCCCGUGGGAUUUCUCAGCAGGAUCAGCUGCACUUGAGUUCGGAGCCUAUUCAGGUUUGUCUGAUCUCUGAGCAAUCACAGUCCUGUUCAGAGACACAACCUAGCUUUAACACAGAGUCUUUACAGCCUUGCAUGGAAAUACAGGAAAGUGAUGAAGAUGGAGGCUCUAUGUUAAUAAGUAUGUUUAGUAAGAAACAAGAUGAUGUUGAUACUGAGAAGGAUAUGGAGACAAACGUAAACUCAUCUCUACGGCCUACUGCAUGUCACCCUCUGAUGGUCCUCCCACAAAAUCUGUCAUCCUCACAGUCUUGUCCUCAGCCGUUCCAGCAAGGCCAACAAAGACACCCACAUCAAAAGCAACAACCACCACAACAGUGUAUACUGCUUCCACCUGGCAAACGACAGUCUCAACAUAUGCAACAACCCCUUCAACAGGUGCAAUUGCAGCCUCAACCUUUACAAAAACAGCUGCAACAGAAACAACAGCAGAUUCAUUGUCAAUCUCAACUUGAACAACAGGCACGACAAACUCAAUUAGCACAGCAAAAGAUGCUUCAGACACAAAAACACCAGCAGUUCCAACAUGUCCAGCAACAAAAACAGCAGGUCCAACAGCAAGCCCAGCAGCUGGUUCCACAAAAUGCUUCAGAUCUAAAUCAAGCAUCACUAAACUAUGAUAAUAUGUUAGCAUUGAGACCUGCAGAUAUUGACCAAAAGUCAGCAUGUCAAACCCCAAACUACAGUCAAAUUGUGGCACCAAGAGCUCCCAGCAUCAGUCAGAUGCCAACAUCUAGGACUCUAAAUAGAAUAACUGCUCCAGCAGCCCUAACCAUUAACCAAGUGCCUGCAGCCCCCAAGUUUCGAAACCAAGUGUCUGCACCAAGACCUCCAAGUAUCAAACAUAUGUCGGCUCCUAAAGCUCCAACUUUCAAUAAAAUUUCCAUAACAAAUGUUUCAACCAAAAGUCAAAUUUCUGCACCAAGAGUUUCAGGUAUCACUCAGAUGCAAAUGCCUAAGACUCCUAAUUGGAAUUCUAUGUCUACACCAAACGCCUCCAAUAUCAGACCAAUGUCUUCACCAAGGACUGGUUCAGACAAUAUAUCAACAACAAGAGCUCCAAGUAGCAGCCAAAUAUUGGCACCAAAGGCUCAAAAUGGACAAAUUCCAUCAACACAAAGAGUACCUACUCAAAACCAAACAGUCUUAAUGCAGAAGGAACCAAACAAUGCUUCUACAUCCUCUUCAUCUUCAGAUGCAGCUGUAGUCUGUUCUCCACAACUUGCCCAAAGACCUAGACAACCAGACUCUUCGCCACAACUUGCCCAAAGACCUAGACAGCCAGACUCUUCGCCACAACUAGUCCAAAGACCUAGACAGCCAGACUCUUCGCCACAACUCGCCCAAAUACCAAGGCAGCCAGACUCUUCACCACAACUCGCCCAAAGACCUAGACAGCCAGACUCUUCGCCACAACUCGCCCAAAGACCUAGACAGCCAGGCCCUUCACCACAACUAGUCCAAAGACCUAGACAACCGGACUCUCCACCACAGCUAGUCCAAAGACCAGACUCUUCGCUACAGACAGAACUUUGUCCAAAAACACCACCUUCAGCAAUGCCUGAUCAUGAUGAAAUGGGUCUAAGUCCAUUUGAUUUUGAGAAACAUCAGGAAAAAGUCAAGCUUCUCUCCAAGUCUCCUGGACCUAUUUCUUUCUCUUCACGGACAAUGUUCAAAGAAACUCAGAAUGAUCCACAGGACAGCGUUGGGGAUUUCCUAAAUCCUUUUAUGGGAGAGGCUUCAAAUUUGUUUAGGGAAAGAACUGCAGAUAGCUUCGAGACUGGACAACCCAUGAGUUUGUUUGGUAACGACAAGGCAAGCAGUGUUUUUGGUGACGGGGGAAAAAACUCUAUAGGAAACCACUCUUCAUGUGGAGGAGAGAGUCUCAUGAUGCUGUUUGGAGGUGGUGACCAGACUUCUCCGGAUGUUGAGGGCAAGGAACAAGAGACAAGCUUCUCUCUCAACUUCUGCACUGACAAGAGUGGGGAUAGCCUUAUGUCACUGUUUGGAGGAGGGACAGAUAACUCCACUCAAGGAAACAACACAAAAGAGACAAAUUUCUCCAUUAAUUUUGGUGGAGGAUCCAACAGCCCAGGCAGCUCUAGAGGUUUCAAUCUGUUCUAACACAUAGCUCACAAGAUUUCAUUUUGUUCU